This is a messenger RNA of Trypanosoma theileri, 1221 nucleotides long. Its product is annotated as putative serine/threonine protein phosphatase type 5. The coding region runs from base 1 to 1221 and encodes 406 amino acids. Gene Ontology annotation, molecular function: protein binding. Lineage: Eukaryota; Euglenozoa; Kinetoplastea; Trypanosomatida; Trypanosomatidae. The record is from RefSeq and is a predicted model, not a curated record. The transcript has a single exon.
AUGCAAGAUCUUGUGAAAGUUUCGGUGACAGUUCCUGUAGAUGGAGAGCUUGUAGGCCAGGAGGUGUAUAUGGAUUCUGCCACUGGGUUGGAUGUGGAUCCAUUAAGUGGUGUGUUUCGCACGCGUAGUGAGACAGAGGAGCUUAUUGCAGAGGUGUAUCGCAUUGGCAGAGAUGCUCUACCCAAAGAACUGGAACGGUACAAUGCAUGGGUUACGCGGGGAAGUAGACGGGGUGAUAAUGUGCUGUCUUCACAUGUACAGCACUCACUUCCACCUACUUUCAGAAAGGUGAAAUCUGUCACUGGGGUGUUGGCAAAGGGUUCUGAAACGGAAAACUGUAGAGAACGUGGAAAUGAAGCGAUCAAGAGUGGUGAUUUUAGAAGAGCGGUGAAGUGGUACAGUGAGGGGCUAAUCCAUGAGCCUUCCUCAAGUGCUCUUAUGUCUAACCGAGCGGCUGCAAAGAUUCUACUUGGAAGGAGUGAAGAUGCCUUAUCAGAUGCAGAAAUGGCGAUUUCAUUUGAUUCAGAAAAUGUUAAAGCAUAUUAUCGAAAAUCCACUGCAUUAUGUAUGCUUGGGGAGAGAUCAAAGGCUUCUACUUGUGUUGGGGUUUCUGAAAAAAAAUUUGGCUCAGAUCUUGCUUGGGAAUCUCUCAACAAACGUAUUGAAGAUACACCUGUAGCAGUAUUAGUAGGCGAUAGGUGGGUAUGUAGUGAAGAUGUAGAAGAAGGUAAAGAACUCUGUGCCUUGGAGACGAUAGAACUUCCAAGUGAGAAUUUCCUCGAAGUUUUGAAGAUUUGGAGAAGAGAUGGUAUUCCAGAAGAGAUUCUAGCAAAGGAAACCUCUUAUUACAGUGCUCGUGGUACUGUUCCCAUGUUUGAGCCUUUCAAUGGUAUAAUGGAGAUGCAAAAAAUUAAUGAUUUAUUGAUUGAUGAAGAUCUUUUAGUUUCGGUUUCAGAUUCAACUUUGUCAAGUUAUGCAGAUAUUCUUCGAUGGAGUUACCUUCUCUCAGGAAUGAAGGGUUCACCAGCUAUAAAAAAUAAGACGUUCUGGGCAGAACCUGUGUUUGAUAAUAAAUAUAUCGUUCUUGGUGCCUCAUUAUUUUUUUCAUUAUCAGUUAGAAAUGAUAAGAAGAAUGUUACUCUUCGGUUUGAUCAGAGAUCAAAAUUAUUACAUGUGACAGCUUGUCGUCAUAUUGCGCAAUACGAAACUCUUUAUUCGUAA